AUGUCUUUAGCUCACCUGAGAAGUACUAUUAGCCAAUCGUUCCCUCCCAGGGCCAUCUUUACUGAGAAAGAUGUUCCGGACUUGCAAGGAAAGGUUUGCAUCGUCACAGGCUCCAAUACUGGCGUAGGCAAGGAAAUUGCACAAAUCCUCUACGCAAAGAACGCCAAGGUGUACCUUGCCGCACGCUCAGAGGAGAAGACGCGCAAGGCAAUCAAUGACAUCAAGGCGGCAUCUCCAAAUACGACCAAGGGUCAGAUGGAGUAUCUGCGCCUUGACCUCGCCGAUCUCUCUGCUGUGAGGAGCGCCUCGGAGGAAUUCCUGAGCAAGGAAUCGCAGCUUCAUCUCCUUUUCAAUAACGCAGGUCUGGGUUACCCUGAGAAGGGACUCCAGACUGCUCAAGGACACGAGUUACAGCUCGGUGUGAAUUGCGUCGGGCCUUUCCUCUUCACACAGCGCCUGACGCCUACCAUCGUCUCAACUGCUCGUAAUUCCCCCAAUGAUAGCGUACGUGUUAUCUGGGCUUCGUCAUCGGCGACUGAGGGGUACGCUGUAAACGGAAACUGGAUGGAUUAUAUCAACCAUCCCGAGAAAAAGUCGUCCUUCGAGCUCUAUGCCACUAGUAAAAUGGGCAACUACUUCUACGGUGCCGAGUAUGCGGCCCGUCACAAAGCAGAUGGUGUUAUCUCUGUGUCGCUGAAUCCCGGUCAUCUUGACUCAGACUUCUGGCGAUCGACGGGUCGGUUCUUGAACUGGCUCCUCCGAGUUACUGUCCUUUAUCCGUCCGUGUAUGGCGCAUACACCAACAUUUUCUCAGCAUUUUCUCCUCAAGUAACAUCAGAAAGGAGCGGUAGCUUUGUGGCUCCUUGGGGUAGAUUGUGGCAAGUGACUCCCGACAAGGUCAAUGCAGUGAAGCCAAAGAAGGCUGGUGGGCUCGGCAUAUCGCAAACAUUCUGGGAAUGGUCAGAGGCGCAGGUAAAGGAUUACAUGUGA
Clonostachys rhizophaga is the source of this 990-nucleotide messenger RNA. The record is from the annotation of a GenBank genome assembly. NCBI's taxonomy places the organism in Eukaryota, Fungi, Ascomycota, Sordariomycetes, Hypocreales, Bionectriaceae.